Messenger RNA from Portunus trituberculatus (swimming crab), 2831 nucleotides. RefSeq names its product peroxisomal biogenesis factor 3-like (gene Pex3). The transcript has a single exon. The record is from RefSeq and is a predicted model, not a curated record. Bases 149 to 1351 code for a protein of 400 amino acids. NCBI's taxonomy places the organism in Eukaryota, Metazoa, Arthropoda, Malacostraca, Decapoda, Portunidae. Gene Ontology annotation, biological process: protein import into peroxisome membrane. Gene Ontology annotation, molecular function: protein-macromolecule adaptor activity. Gene Ontology annotation, cellular component: peroxisomal membrane.
CAUUGACUCAACCAACUUUGUUGCCAACCGCUUACAAAAAGUUGCUGGUCAACAUUAAUGAAGAAUGGAAGCAAUUCCAGCACUAGCACAGCAAGGCAUAGACCAAUCAGCAUUCUGAACAACACUGGUGUAGCAUUAGUGUAGCACAAUGUUUUCUCGUGUGAAGGAUUUCCUCUACCGGCAUCGGAGGAAGUUUCUGAUUGGAGGCGUCAUUAUAGGUGGUGCUGCGUUCCUCAGCCGCUAUGCAGAGAGGAAGCUGCUGGAGUGGCAUGACCAGCAGACACGUGCACUGUUGGAGAAGCAGAAGAAACGGCAGCACUAUGAGAACACUUACAGGACGGCAAAUGCCACUGUAAUGAGUCUGUCUGGGAGCAUGAAGGAAGUGCUGACAAGGGAGCUGGACACUGAGACUCUCCUGCAGGCUGUGAAGGAGCAACCUCAGCACAAGCGUAACAUCUGGGAGCAGCUCAAAGUGGUGGGGUUCAGCCGAGCCAUAUCCACUGUGUAUAUUGCCAGCCUGGUGGGUGCCGCGAUACGCAUGCAACUCAUGCUGCUUGGAGGCUACACUUUUGGUGACCUCAUUCAUUCUGGCCAUGCUGGUUUACCCAUUUCCCAGACACUGCAGCAGAAAUACCUCACAGCUGUCCACUUCUUGGUAGAGGAAGGAAUACCUAAACUGGUGCAGCACAUCACGCAGGUUGUCACACACAUUGUCACUGGGAUUCCUCUCAACCGCUCCCUCACUCUGUCCCAGCUGGAGGCAAUCUUUCAUGAGAUCAGACUCGUCAUUGCUGGGGAGAGCACUUCUCACAGUGAGGGCCAAGGCAGGAGGCAGAAGGUGGAGCCGUGGAGCAAGUAUGUCCUGCAGCUGCCUGUGCCUCCUGAUGGGGAGUCCGAGGAGGAAAAGAUCCUCUACAACAUGCUCAUUGAAACCAGUGACAUACUUGACAGUGAAGACUUUGGCACUGUAAUGGACACCCUGAUACAACACGGUUUUAACAUAAUGCUGGACAGAAUGGCAGACUUUUACCCCAUAACAAAACCCCUGCAAGAAAAUGCCUCUACAGAAAAGUGGGUGGAUAAUAUUAGCCGAGACUUGGACCCAGGACUACCACCCGAUUCAGGUGACAAAAUAGCCGGACCUCAGACUGGCCCUCCUCACUCCAACUUCAUCAAUAGCAGCUCUGUUCCUGUGGCCAAACUGGUGCCGGUCUUGUCUGGGCUGGUCCAUGCUGCACUCUCCCCAACCCCAGGCCAGCUGCUGCAGAAAGUCCUCACCAAUGACAAGCUGGACUCCAUGGGGGCCAAUGUAUAUGAAGCCUUUGCUCUGCCUCUCAGCCAAGCAGUGUGACAAGUGCACAAGUUGUCAGCAGUCUUUAAAGUGUCACUGUAUCAUUGAGGUUCAGAGUAUAUAUGUUGUCUAAAACGGCUAUUAAUGUAUAAGAGUAUAACUCAGUCUUACAAAGUGCAGUGUCACAAUGUUGUUCAUUAACCACAAAAGAUAUUUAGUAGUUAUUUUUCACCUUAGCCACAGCCAUGACUGUGUAGAAGGCAAGGGCAUUUAUUGGGAUCAGGGAAGUCCACCACCUCGGCUAUUUUUAGGAGUGGCCUAGGCUAGGUUAGGUCAGGUGUGGUUAGUUUAGAUUGAGUUAAGUCAAUUUGGUUUGCCAAAGCUAAUCUGUCCUAUCCCAACCUAACAUGUUAUCUUGCUGCUGUUUUUUAAAUAACUUUAGUUAGAUUAGAUCAGAUGUGGUUAGUUUAUAUCAGGUCAAGUUGAAUUGUAUCACCUCUGCCAAUCUGUCCUGUCAUGAUCUAAAUGACUGGUCUUUCCUGACCUUACCCACCAAAGCUAAUCCAACCUGCCAUGACUUUAUUUUACCCAAUCAAAUCCUAACCUAACCUAACCUACAAAAUUUAAUCUGACCUUUUAAAAUCUUACUCUAUCAUAUCCUAUUCAAAUGCGACUUAAAUUUAAUGUUACCUAAAUUAACCUCAAUUCAAUCUUAGCCAUCCUAACCUAACCACACUCAUUGUAAUGUACUCUAACUUGACCUAUCAUAAUCUGAUCUAACUUGCCAAACCCAACCAAGUCUACCCACUCCAAAUGGUAACUGGGAUGGGUGAUCUUCAUGUGAUCUUUUACUAUAGUACAUGUAAGAUAUAAAUCACCUGUAAUCUGAACAGGAUAGGGAAAUAUAAUAGGAAGCUAAUAUUUCAGAUAAGCAAGGAAACUGGCAAGUAAGUGGGCCCUUCUUUUUAAUUUCAUGUUGUCUUUAUCCAGGUUUCCACCUCUUUCAUAGAAAAAAUGCAGACACAGGAUCUCCCUCUGGUGAUGUAAAUAAAGCAGGCUGGACUAAAGGAGACUGUGAUGGCCAAGGUUGGGUACCAAAGGGAUAUUGUGCCUAGAGAGGGUCAGGAAUGUACGUGUAUUUUAAUCUGUGCAUAUAUCCUUUUGACCAUUGCUGUUCUAGCUGUCACCUACUUGUAUUUAGAGCUGGUCAGAAAAAUGUUUGCCUUUACUGGUAUAUCCUUCUGGUCAUUGGUGUAAAGUCAGAGUAGCCUUGAAUCAAACUAUGACCUCUAGAUUUUCACUAGGAGGGUAAAGCUGGUGAUCUUUGAGACUGGUGAACCUCUCCUUCUUCCUCUCUUACACACACUUCUGUAUUUUAUAAUGAGGUCAAUACUCAGUUGAUCAAACCCCUUUAGUUCUGAACAGCUAGCCAGAGAGGAGUUUUGGUCAGCCAGAUAACUAAUUAACAUGUGUAAUAUUUCAGAGUAUACAUAGGCCAUCAGUUGUAAUUUUGACAAUAAAAUAAUUAACUAUUGUCAAA